UGGUAAAGCACGUCAGCUGCUCCUUGUUGCUGUGCAGAUCACCCAACAUCGGGUCACUGAGACAGAAGGCAGCGCUAGCUCGCACAGCUGAUAGGAUUAGGAGAUGGUGCUUUGUCAGCCUUGACUGAGUCUGGAGAAGCCCUCAGCACACGCAGGUGCCUCCUCCUGGACGGCGGCCGCGGCGGCGCGGGGACCCGGCGGGCGGCAGAGCGAUGGGACCCCUUCGGGAGACCAAGAAGGAGCAGAGAGUGCAGCAUCAUGAGAAGGAGAUUUCCCGAAGCCGAAUUCCCCGUUUGAUUCUUCGGCCCCAUCUGCCCCAGCAACAGCACAAAGUGUCCCCAGCCUCUGAGUCUCCCUUCUCUGAGGAAGAGAGCAGAGAGUUCAACGCCAGCAGCUCUGGGCGCUCAGCGAGGACCAUUAGCAGCAAUAGCUUCUGCUCAGAUGAUACAGGCUGUCCCAGUAGCCAGUCAGUGUCUCCAGUGAAGACACCCUCAGAUACUGGAAACAGCCCUGUUGGCUUUUGCCCUGGAAGUGAUGAAGACUUUUCCAGGAAGAAAUGCACAAUUGGAAUGGUUGGUGAAGGAAGCAUCCAGUCAUCUCGAUAUAAGAAGGAACCAAAGUCAGGCCUUGUAAAGCCAGGUAUUGUAGGGUUUGAGUGCAACUUGAAAUUAUUUAAUCUUGGUUCCCACUCCUCCUCCUGCCUCAUUCCAAAAGCAUUUUCCAGUGGUGACAAUACAAGGAAACAGUGGCACAGGAAACAGGUAGCGAAGCUGAUUUUAGCUCCUCGAGCAGCACCGGCAGCAUUUCGGCUCCUGAGGUCCACAUGUCUGCGGCGGGAAGCAAGCGGUCCUCUCUCUCACGCAAGUAGGCACUGUUUCCUGCUCUCUGAUUGUGAAGACACUUUACACAGCCGGGGCCCCCACGGGCGGAGCAAUGGAGCCUCGUCCUACAAGGCCGCCGGCAGCCCGCCCUCCCCGCGGGAGAAGGACUUGCUGUCCAUGCUGUGCAGGAGCCAGCUGAGCCCCGUGAACAUCCAUCCCGGCUACGCGCCGUCUUCCCCAAGCAGCAGCAACUCGGGCUCCUGCAAGGGGAGCGACGGCAGCCCGGUCCUGAGGCGGCCUGGAAGGUACAUGUCCUGUGGUGAAAAUCAUGGUGUCAAGCCCCCAAAUCCAGAGCAAUAUUUGACUCCUCUGCAGCAGAAAGAGGUCACAGUGAGGCACCUCAAGACCAAGCUGAAGGAAUCUGAGCGCCGCCUUCAUGAAAGGGAAAGCGAGAUCGCUGAGCUCAAGUCCCAGCUGGCCCGCAUGAGGGAGGACUGGAUCGAGGAAGAGUGCCACCGCGUGGAGGCCCAGCUGGCCCUGAAGGAAGCCAGGAAAGAAAUCAAACAGCUCAGACAGGUCAUCGAAACCAUGCGGAGCAGCUUGGCCGAUAAAGACAAAGGCAUUCAGAAGUAUUUCGUGGACAUAAACAUCCAAAACAAGAAGUUGGAGUCUCUGCUGCAGAGCAUGGAGAUGGCGCACAGCGGCUCUCUGAGGGACGAACUGUGUCUGCACUUCCCCUGCGACUCCCCAGAGAAGAGCCUCCGCCCCAGCACCCCGUUGGGCCAGAUGGCCGAGGCGCUGGCCCUGGAAGAGCAGGGCCCGGAGGAAGGGGCCGACGGCGAGCUGCUGCUGGCCGAGGCGACGGCCCAGGGCUCCGAUCUGUUCGAUGGGGUGGCCGCCGCCGCCGCCACACGGGCCGACGCCCUGGAGCUGCUUCGCUCGGCCCCCGGGGCCGAGGUCCUGGCGCUGGUGCCCGGGGCAGGGCGGCAGGAAGAGGGCAGCGCGGUGGCCGAGCAGGCCGUGCAGACCGACGUGGUGCCCUACAGCCCUGCCGUGUCCGAGCUCAUCCAGCACGUGCUGCGGCUGCAGGAGCCCUGGCCCUCGAGCCCCGAAUCUCCGGACGAGUCGGGGGCGGACUCGCCCGCAAGCUUCCCCGAGUCCAUCUCCGCCUUCAUGGUGGACCUGACGCCAAGAAAUCCCAACUCGGCCAUCCUUUUGUCUCCCGUGGAGACCCCGUACGACGACGAGGCCACGGCGGGUCCGGAAGCUCCUGCGCACCGCCUCAUGAGGGAGCUGGACUUCGCAGGCCCGGCGGAGGCGGGGGCGGGGGCCGAGGCCGAGGCGAGGCGGGACGGCGGCGCGCUCCUGCUGGCUGCGCGCGGGCCCGCGGGGGGGCAGUACUGGAGCCGCAGUUUCCUGGUGGAUCUCCUGGCCGUGGCUGCCCCCGUGGUCCCCACCGUUCUGUGGGCAUUCAGUACUCGGAGGGGGGGCACGGAUCCCGUCUACAACAUCGGAGCCCUGCUCCGGGGCUGCUGCGUGGUCGCCCUGCAUUCGCUGCGCCGCACCGCCUUCCACAUCAAAACCUGAGGAGGAGGAGGAGGAGGAGGAGGAGGUCGCCCCGUGCGCCGACCUGCCCCCGGGGGACCGUCUCUGGUCUGUCGUCUGGCUCCUCGUAUUUGAUUUGCACUAUAUUUAGUCGAAGCCUGUUCACUGUUUAAAACCGGAGGUAUCUUCCAAGGCAUGGAGACGUGGUUCGAGUUCAGUGUCCCACCAGUGGUAGAGAAAGCAUGCGCCUGACCCUGCCGUGUCGUGCGAGGUACCCGUUCUUAUCCUAGUGGUUCAGGAAGAGAAAAUGCAGAGUUUGCACUUUCAAGACAGCUUCUGUAAGGCUGGCAUGUUAUCUCCUUGCUUUGCUUUGUGCCGUUUUAAAACGUGUAAUUGUUACAGCAUUCCAAUGGUCUUGUGCACAGCAGGGGACUGUAACCAAAAAUAAAACCGUAUUUGUGUCAUUGAUUUGAAGAAGUCUUGAAUAGCUCCUUAGUGUCUUACUUGGGGUUGAUAAGGUUUGAGUGUUUGCAGUUUUUUACUAAAUGUAGCUCCAAAGUUGUAAAAUGGCUUGUUUGUUCCUAAACCUGUUAAUCAAUGAAACCGUAUGUAAGUUUACAACGUAUUAACUUAUUUUUUGCUUAUUAUAUAGUGUUUUAUUGGAAAUUGUUUGUACCUACACACUUCAGCAUGAUGAAAAUAAAGAUUAGUGUUUCCAUUUAAAUAAAUGUUUUAUCCUCCUAUGAAAUAAUUAUCUGUUUAGUUUUACUUCUGUAUAUAGUAAAAAAGACUAAAUGGAUAGAUCCUUUCUUCUUUAUGAAUAGGGGCCUAUAAAAAUGGAAUAAGAAAUGAGAAAAAGGGAAAAUUAAUAAAGGUAAGGAUUUCCUGCUGUCUUUAAAAAAGCAUUGUUUCUGAAUAAAAGUAGCUUUGAUUGUUUGCUGUGAAAUUACCUA
This is a messenger RNA of Canis lupus familiaris (dog), 3319 nucleotides long. RefSeq names its product syntabulin (gene SYBU). NCBI's taxonomy places the organism in Eukaryota, Metazoa, Chordata, Mammalia, Carnivora, Canidae. The transcript is spliced from 9 exons. The coding region runs from base 213 to 2408 and encodes 731 amino acids. Gene Ontology annotation, cellular component: vesicle; cytoplasmic microtubule. Gene Ontology annotation, biological process: synapse maturation; axonal transport of mitochondrion. The record is from RefSeq and is a predicted model, not a curated record.